Oldenlandia corymbosa var. corymbosa is the source of this 660-nucleotide messenger RNA. The record is from the annotation of a GenBank genome assembly. Lineage: Eukaryota; Viridiplantae; Streptophyta; Magnoliopsida; Gentianales; Rubiaceae.
AUGUCGUGUGAUUACAUAUUCAAGUUCAUAACAGUGGGAGAUUCUGCGGUUGGUAAAUCAUGCUUGAGUUACCGGUUCACGGAUCGAAUUUUCCCAGGCGGUCAUGAUCCCACCAUCGGUGCCGGUUUUUUCUGUAGAACAAUCACUAUAAACCGCAAAAAAGUUAAACUCCACAUCUGGGAUACCUCAGGUCAAGAAAGGUUUAGGUCAAUCACAAGGAGUUACUACAGGGCAGUUUCCGGGGCGCUUCUGGUUUACGACAUCUCCAGGAGGGAAACAUUCGAUAAUGUUGUUUUUUGGUUGAAAGAAGUCAGGCAACACGUCCACCCUGACACAAAUAUCAUGCUCGUCGGCAACAAAUCUGAUUUGGAUCCUCACAAAAGGGAGGUGACCACUGAAGAAGGCUCCCGACUCGCCGGGGAUCACGGGUUGAUGUUCCUGGAGUGCUCUGCUAGAACAGGGCAAAAUGUUGAGGCUGCAUUUGUACAGACAGCCAAAGCCGUCCUGGAGCGUAUCCAGCCUAUAGAAUCUGAUGUCGAGGAGUUGAAACACCGCGGCAUACGAGCUUUUCCGUUCCAUGGCCGCCGUUUAGCUAGCAUUUAUGUCACCCCGUUAAUUACUACGAUAAACAGAAAAUCAUCUUGUUGUUUCAGUAGCUGA